This is a messenger RNA of Actinia tenebrosa (Australian red waratah sea anemone), 2698 nucleotides long. RefSeq lists its product as uncharacterized. Lineage: Eukaryota; Metazoa; Cnidaria; Anthozoa; Actiniaria; Actiniidae. Gene Ontology annotation, cellular component: cytoplasm. The record is from RefSeq and is a predicted model, not a curated record. Gene Ontology annotation, molecular function: protein binding.
UUGUUUUUUCUUAUGUACUUAAGAUACACAUACUCUGCUAAAGAACGUUUUAGUUAUCACAAACUUAGUGCMUUGAGUUAAAAAGACACAGUCUCCAAAAUUUGGAAGGUUUAAGGAUGGAACUCAGACUUUACUUGUCAUAGAAAUAUGGAAAACCAAAACAGAGAGCAAACAGAAAAGUCUAUGAUUGAGAAGAUCAUUUAUAAAGCAAGUUUGGAUAAUUUGUUGUCUUUAGAUCUCAGUGGSAUGAAUUUGACAGCAAUUCCUUCAAAUUUACUUAGCUUACAACAACUUGAACAUCUUUAUUUUGAAGGAAAUUUAAUCCAACAUUUACCUMAGGAAUUCUUCAUUAAACUUGGCAAUCUUUUAUGGCUUGAUUUGAGAAAUAAUAAGCUGGAAGACAUUCCUGUGUGUAUAGGGCAGCACAAGAAACUACGCACACUUCUGCUUGGUGGGAAUAAUAUCCACCAUCUUCCUGCCGAACUUGGGCAAAUUCAAAGCCUAAGUGGACUUAAUCUGUUUGGUAAUCCCCUGAUUGAUCCMCCUUUAGAUGUGGUUCACAAGGGAGUGUUUCAAAUAAAGGCUUAUCUUCUAAAGAAGCUUGGGGUUGAAGGAGUAGAACUGUCCACAAGUAGUUCAGAUUCUGACACAGAAAGCUUAAUUGAGGAGAAAAUGGACACUAACAAGGUCGAGAAAAAAGGCAAAGAAUGCAAGAAAAGUGCACGGCAGAAAGAAAUAAAUGUUCAUACAUCCUACACUAGGUCAAAYACCGGCAGUUUUAACUCUGUACAGCUUUCUAACGAUGACUCCACGUUACGCAGCAUAAUUCCAGAUCAUGGACCAAGCUGGUUCAUUCACAGACCUUGGACAACUGGGGUGUAUUUCACAGGAUCUUGCHUAAAAAGCAAAGCAUAUCAUUCUGYUUGAGAAAAUUAAAUGAAUGUGAUUCAACAGUCACUGCAAGACUCAUAUUUCUUCUUUUUUUUUUUCUUGCAUAGAACUGAUAAAAUUUUAGGAACAUUUGGAGUUUGCAGUUUUGGUUGAUUUUUUUUAUACGGUUUUGUAGACAAUUACAUUUAAAUUGAAUGCAGACUUUCUUUGGUUUCAUCCAAAAUGCAAGUCUGCAGUCAGGGAUGUGUUUUUACUUUGGUUUCAUUCAAGUCUGCGGUCAGGGAUUUUACAGGUGGUGUAAUCCAAUUAUCUACGGGUAUUUCAGUUUCCAGGUUUUUUCCUAGUUUUUGGUAAUUUUGUGUAAAAUCUUGAAACUGUCAAUGUGAUUUGUARUCUURGUCAAUUUUUGACAUAAUAAGUGUGGUUUUUGCCUAAUUUUUGAAUGUUUUCAGUACACUUCAAGGUCCCCCUCUUGAUAAGUUUCACUAGCCAUAUGGUUUUGCYGAAAUGGUUUACAGAAAAUGACAAAUAUAUGUUACGAAAAAAGUUACUUCCAAACUUGUUAAUAGUCAAUAUGGCUUUUAAAUGAGCCAAAAUAAAAAAGAWUUGGUGCCAAAGAAUCACUAGAAUUUGACUGGUUGACUAUCCCCAAGUUUGAGCCUGCAUUAGGAAGAGAAACURGAGGAUUUUUAAUUUGCUGUCAAAGAUGAUUUAUAAUUGUAAUUUAACAUAACAUUUAAUUUUUGGUGCUGUGGUUAUCUUAAAAGUAGAUAAUGAUCUGCUAUAAUUUUAGUUUGUGGAAAUGUAUUUAUCAGGUUUUAUAGCUUACACUGCUCACAAGUGCCCAGAACUAUGUUUGAACACUGUUAUGGCAUUUGAGAGCAUGCAUGGUGUUUUAAUUUAUGCCCAUCAAACUGCUUUAUACUUUACUUUAAUCCUAAUAUUUUAUUUUACUCACAUACACUGUAAUUUCCUUGUAUUUUAUUUGAUCAUUUUCAUGUUACAAAAUACUCUAUUUAUUAUAAAUUAAUAAAGUAUUAUUAUUAUUAUUAACCUCAUUUUCCUCUGUUCUUGUAUUAUUUGUGCACCCCUCCCAGUGACGGGCAUGCCAAACAGGGCUUAAUUAAAAUAAUGGCUGAUCAUUGGCCGGUCAUGAUCGCAGGCAAAAUUAGUUUUAGUUUAGUUAUACCUUAUUUCUACAGUAGCUAAACGUUACUGGUCAAAAAUGACCAGCAAGGCAAAGAUUUGACUGGACAAGUUCCAGUUUUUGCCAGACAUUGCCUGAUGUCUGGUUGUUAUUUUAAGCCCCAAAACUAACCCCAAACUAACCCCAAACUAACUCCAGAGUGGACUACACGCGGAUAGAUGGACUACACUAGUUCUAGUGUAGCCUGUUAAAGAGUAAAUGCCAAUACAUGUGCAUUACCGUGACAAACAUCUGGGCUGUACUGUAACCCCAAACUAACAUUUUAUUUUGUAGAAUACCAUAGAAUUCAGGURUUUCAAAAAUGGUAUCAAAGCAUUUGUAUUGCAUUUAAGAUGUUUUGUUGGCCUAUAACUGCAAAACCUUUAAGAGCGAUCAAACCCCGAAACAACCUCUAGCUAAUAAUACAAGUUAGAACACACCUAACUCAAGGUUUUGAAAGGGAGAAAAUCUGGGGAACCCAGAUAAAACCCUCUAACCAAAGGAGAAACUUACAAAUUGCGCGGUCCAGGGGUUGAACUUCAAAAACCCCAGAUGCGAGAGGCAAGAGYACUCCAACCAACAUAUUGAAUUGAAUCUAACAAUUGCUUUUUCUUUUAUUGC